This is a messenger RNA of Xyrauchen texanus (razorback sucker), 8287 nucleotides long. RefSeq names its product tight junction associated protein 1 (peripheral) (gene tjap1). Bases 605 to 2674 code for a protein of 689 amino acids. Gene Ontology annotation, cellular component: trans-Golgi network. NCBI's taxonomy places the organism in Eukaryota, Metazoa, Chordata, Actinopteri, Cypriniformes, Catostomidae. The transcript is spliced from 12 exons. The record is from RefSeq and is a predicted model, not a curated record. Gene Ontology annotation, biological process: Golgi organization.
UGGCGCUGGACGGGAGAAGAUGGAGAUAAACUUUAUCCGAAAUCUGGAACAGUCGUUAUCUACACCUGCGAUCAGCGGAAUCAAUGUAUCUGCUCACUGAGAGAUAACGGCAAGAGGACGAAGGGUCGGCGGUCGCUCGUAAAGGAGCACACGGGGAGACUUUAGUGGACGUUAGCAAGUGUGUUAACCAGCGAGGGAAAAGAAGGAAAAGCGGCAAAGUUUAUUCAGUUUAAGCAAGAGUCAAGACUGAUCUUCACCAAACUCGGGCUUUAACUGCAGGAAAUCAAUCAGAGGGCACUUUCUGUUCUCCACCUUCAUCAGUUCUCAAAUAACGCUUCGGGAUUCUCAUUUAAAGGUCAUUGAUAGCCCUCAGGAUCACAUGCUGAACGGGGAGGAGGAGCAGGAGAAGAGGAUUGAGACACGAGCUAGAUUGAGUUUCCUUGGCGACUGGAGGGACACACUCGGGGUGAUGACUCUGGAGAAUGCAGCAUGCACACUCGAGAAUGCUCAGGGCCUAAAAACUUGUUAAUGAGGACAUCACUGACACUCAAACUCCAGUUUCAGGAUUAACGAGCAGUGUAUGGAAGCACGCUGAUCUCCCAGAAUGACGAGUGCUGCUCCAACCCGGAAACCGUACCGAAAGGCACCUCCGCAGCACCGCGAAUCACGCCACACUGUUCCAGUGUUCAGAGAGGAUAUAAGCCAGAGUACUCUGCCGUCCGUCAACCCUGCAUCAUCAGCCCAGCCUGACCCCUGCCAGGAGUCUUUAUCAGAUGCCGACAGAAUCAAGAUCCUCCAGCAGCAGAAUGAAGACCUUCGUCGCCGUCUAUCCCAGACCACUCAUAACAUGGAAGCGAUGGAGACAGAGUUUGAAACCAGUCGACAUUACAUGCAGGCAGAGUUGGGUCGCACCAGAGACGACCUGGAGAAAAUGAGGGACAAAUUCAGAAGACUGCAGAACAGCUACACAGCGUCUCAGAGAGCUAAUCAGGACCUGGAGGAGAAACUACACGCCCUGGCUGCCAUCAGUCAAACUUGGGUCUAUGCACUCCGUAAGGUGGAGAGAGACAAGAAGACAAUGGAUCAAGAGAUAGUGGAGCUCACGAAUAAACUAGUGGAUGCCAAAAACACUAUCGACAAACUGGAGGAACUGAAUGAGCGCUAUCGGCAAGACUGCAAUUUGGCCGUGCAGCUGUUGAAGUGCAAUAAGUCGCAUUUCAGGAACCACAAGUUUGCAGAUUUGCCAUAUGAGCUGCAGGACAUGGUGAACAAGCAUAUGAAGAGCAACUUGCCGAAAAAGACUCAGGGCUCUCCAGGAGCUCAUGUCCAGGACCCUGACACUCUGAGCCUGACCCCUGCAGAUGUUGUUCCCACUUCAGUCAUUGCCCGUGUUCUCGAGAAGCCAGAGCCCCUUGUGCUCAACUCAGCCCAGUCUAGCAGCAGUGCAGGUCGGCCAGUGGCUGAGGAUGUGUUUGUACACGUGGAUAUGACAGGACCCCAAGAUGACAAUGGAAGGAACGAGAACGGGGGACCUCACGGCAGGCCUCCUUUAGGACCUGGUUCUGAACAGCAGCAUGUAAAUGGCAUGUGUCGAAGCCAUGGAAGCCUAGAUGGUCCAACCGGGGAAGAUGGGACAGCACCCUCCUUUGAGAAGCUGAACCCUUACCCAGCCCCUAUGCCACCACAUCCACUUUACCCUGGUCGCAAAGUGAUUGAGUUCUCUUCAGAUGACAAAGUAAAGAUCCCCAAGAACAGCCCACUUCCCAACUGUACCUAUGCGACUCGUCAGGCCAUUUCACUUAGUAUUGUGCAGAAUGAAGAGGAAGCAGCCGAGCGUCAGCGUACCGUUCCCAAUAGCCCUGCUCUAUCUGAUGGGGGUUGGCGGUCAGGUACAUCCUCAUCUUCCUGUGGACGUUAUGCUUCUCACCAACGAACGCCUGCACAGAUGGAUGGCACGGACACACUCUCCAGUUAUUCAAGCCCCUUUAGCAGUCCUCCUCAGCCCCCCAGCGCCUUUGCCAGCUCAGGUAGCUCGGAGGAGGACCUACUGGCCAACUGGCAGCGCAUGUUUGUGGAAAAAAUGGCGCCAUCCACAGAAGGCUCCCUUGUCAACCGCACAUCCUUUAGCUGCGAGACAGUAAAGGAUCUCCAAAGAGGUCGCAAUGGGAAAUCAGGGGUAGGGGUCCUAAGAGGUGCUUACUCUGAUGGUGAGGAGGGAUCCUCGGCCCAUAGCUGGACCGCAAGUAGAGAGUCGAGUUUGGAAACAGACACCAGCAGUUUGGCAGACCUCCGUGCAAAGAAGACACAAUAUGGUGGUGACUUUUCCCAGGAGGAGGGUGAACAUCUUCUAAUGGCCCUUGAUCCACUUGACAAUGAUGGUGCUAGUGGUGAUACCAUGGUCACCGUAGAGAGCAGUCCAGCAUCUGCUAAGCAUCAGGAGUUUGCAGAAGAUGCAGGCUCUGCAGGAAGUUCAGCUGAGGAACGAGAUAUCCUAACCCAGGACUUUCCGGUCAUUAGCUCAAAGGUCGUAGCUGCCCUUGAGGAUUAUGCAGACAAGCCCCCUCGGACUGGCUCUUCACGACCUCUGAAGAGCCCCAAGAGGAUGGGGGUUCAUCAUUUGAACCGCAAAGACAGCCUUACCAGAGCCCAAGAGCAUGGAAACUUGCUAGACUAAGACUUGCAGCCUCACUCUUUUCUUUUUCUUUAUUUUGAGUGCUCUUUGUCUUACUAGCAAUCACUAGUCAUUGCAGCACAUAACAAGGGAUCAGACCAGCAUUGCUGCAGUCAUACCUGACCAUGUCACUGUUGCUGAGGCAUCAUUGUAACUCUUCUAUCCUCUCUCUACGGGGCAUGGGCUCUCUUAUCUGUGGAACCUAUGGUAUUGAUGGAAUCUGUGAUGUACUGUAAAUCUAGUUGCAGCUUCAUUAAGUCAAAGUAGUUAGUUUCAUCCCACAUCAAGAGGACAGUGCUUCAGGGAUUAUAGAAGAAUGUUAAAGUGGGAUUUAAGUUGAUUUUCCCUGCUCCAAUUCUUGGCUUCAGCUUUGUGUGACAUGAUUUGAGUGGGUGACAACAGUACAUCGACAUCCAGUCACAUCUCUGAAAGAGGAAGAGUUCUUCAUUGAAGAUGAGAUAGAACAGCUCAAGAAUGGGAUCCCUGUUGCAUGUUACAGACAUGGAACACCUUACAAACAGGUUGUUUUGCCAUUUUCUUUUGCCCUAGGGUGAGCCUUUUUUCCCCAAUGAUGUUGUGGCAGGGCGGAGGGCAGAGGGCGGGGCCGGGUCGUGAUCAUACACACCCGGUCCCGUAUUAGGCUAAUCAAGCCUCUGAGGUUUAAAGGAUGGGCAAGGAGGAGGCGAGAACCGGCUUUUCAAUUUAAAUAAUAGUUUUAAUGAUAAACCUAAAAGAAGACAUAAACACACACAUGACGGACAUGUCCGUAAACGAUCUCUCUCUCCCGCACGAUACUCUGCAGUCGACCUUUAAACCUCAGAGGCUUGAUUAGCCUAAUACGGUACCGGGUGUGUAUGAUCACGACCCGGCCUCGCCCUCUGCCCUGCCACAGAUGUAUAUCCAGUAUCCCAGUAAAAGCCCUUUGUUGCUGGAAAUGGCACCAAAUGGCCCAAAACUUGCCACAUGUAUUCUACUGGUUGAAGCAGGUUUAAUGGGAUCUAUGGGGUUCUCUCAUCAAUUUUCAGUGCCUAACACUUGCUCUGAACAGAGCAGGCUCUCCAUCACUCUUAAAAUGAACAUCUUGUUCCUUUAGUUGGCUUUUGGUCAUGAUAAACUGAGAGGAUCAUUCACCUCAAAUUUUCAGACGGUUACAUCUCUUCAUCGAUCUACCACUGUAUUUCAAUACCUAAAAGACAGCUUUUUACUUUAAUAAUAUAAAUUAUGAUUUUGAAUUUAGUGUCAGUAUACUGGUUUAAUGAUCAAGUUCUUGGAUAUACUUCCUGAUUUUCAUUCACUUGUUUUAUUUGACUAAUGAUAUUCAAAACUGAUUAUUUUAAGUAUAUAGUGUUUUUUUUUUGGUGCAUUUAUUUGUCUUUUUUUGCUGUUUGAGAGUCUAAAGUGUCCACUCAGAGCUGUUAAGCACUUGCAGACAUUUAUAAAAAGCACACAGGUAACAGAUUCCUGAUUUGAAAUGGGAUGGUAUACAAAUCUGGAUAUUAUUAGUUGUGCUACUAGAAUGCAAUAGCAAUUAAACCCAAACAGUGCUGUAUUUGGCAUAAUUUCAUGCAGCAAUCCCAAAAAAUAAAUUUUCAGCUAUAUUUUCAGCCAUCAGUAUUUAAGACUAAGGCUGACAUUUUUGGAUGUCCCAUUGGUAUUUCGUGUCCUCUAAUUUUGGGAUGUAUUGUGUCCCCUCGCUGCUAAGAGCAGAUUGCCAUUCAGAGGGUGUAUUAACAUUUCAAAAACUAUGCAUCUAGCAAAGUAGAAAAAUACCACAAAAACUUGAAUCAUGGCCAAGAAUUGUAUACAUUAUUAUAACAUUACUGACAUUUAAAUUAAGUAAGUUGCAUACAGUAGACUAAAAAAAAAAGUCAUUUUGGCCAGAAACAUUCUUUUGUUGUUUAUUUGUUCAAAUCCUGAAGCCAUGUUUUGAUCUUAACGAAUGUAACCAUCUUUAUGUAGCAUCCAUUUUUACUGGUUCUUCAUUAUUCUCAAACGGAUCAUACCUGCUAUAUGUAUUUUUGGGGGAAUGUGCAUCCCACCAUCAUUUGGUGUGUUUUUGUGUGUAUUUUUGUGUGGAAAUCUGAAUUACCUAGAUUUUUAGUGAUCAGUCUGUCCAAUUGAUACUUUAUAUAGAUGUUAUUAUUUUUUUCUGUUAUUCCAGUUGUAAAUUUCAGUCAUUUCAUUUAAAAUACCUUUUUAAUAUUUUAUUACAUUUAUCAGCUUUUCUUAAGUACUGAGUUGCAACCACUAUGAGCAUCCCCACUCUUUUGUUUUGUUUCUAUAUUUUAGAGAUGAUUCAAAUCUGUAUUGCCUUUUUAAGUGCUUCUUGCUUUGAGCUAUUUUUAUUUGCAAUUUAUUUGUUUUAGUCUUUAGACCUCUCACUAGCCAGAUGUCCCACGACAUACUGUACUCGGGUCAAGUAAUUAAUGCAGUAUUGUACUUUGUGUUUAAAUUAAAAAAAUAUAUUUUUUGGACACACAAUACCCUCCACCUUUAAUGAUUGAAAGGAACAGUUCACCCAAAAAUAACCCUUUAAGACUCCUGCCAUACUGGUGAUAUGCAGCACAGUAAUCUCCAGGUAAUGUGUAAGAGUAUCUUGUGUAUUUCAGAUUCUUAUAUUGGUCUUUUAUUUAUGGACAUAUCAACCAUUUGGAAGUGAGGUACAACGGUGUGUAUUAUGUUUAGCAGUAUUCCUGAAGGACGGUCAGACUUUUGUAAACUGCUUCGCAUUUAAAAAUUCAGCUACGUAUUUCUCAGUUAAGGGCAGAUUGUGUAAUCCAAGGGCUCCCAAGUCCAUACUUACUGUUUUCUUGUCUUACACUUUGCUCUUAGUAUGUAGGAUUCAUCAUCUUUUUUUUUUUUUUUUCCCGCAGCAUAUGAGGGUACCACUAAUAGCCCAUGAUUAAAGUGUAAUGGCCCACCAUUCUGAACAAUUCAUAUUUUAUCAUGUUCUAAAAUAGCUCUGUGAUGUUUUAAAGAGACAGAGUGCAGCCUGUCAGGGUAUUGCAUACAGAAAUGGAUGCCCUUAAAUUUUCAUCAGAUGUUACAUAGACUCCAGUCCAGUGCACAUAAAGAUGAUAACAAACAAUGGCUAGGACGUGUCUAAAUAUGCUGAUCUUUGCACACGUCAGAGACUUGCACAUCUUCUCUUUAAUCCAAGGUGACCCUCCUGGGGUGCUGCAUGCAAAUCAUGCUAAAUUUCACUGAGAAAUCUAAGAAAAGAAAAAAAUCUAAAGGUUGUCCUCCUACCGAAUACUCCAGUCCUCCACCCGUCCAAAGUAUAAAAAAAAUACAAUUAAGAACAGUCUCAUGUUAUCUCUUUAACCUUCAAGAUGGUCUGUAAUCUGCACCUCUUCCUUUGAUCUGAUAAUUGACCAUUGAAUUAAUCAGUCGAACAGCUUUCAUCUAUUCAUCAAGAUUUAUAAUGGCAAGUCAGAUUGAGAAGUCUUAAAUUAGCCUUCGCUAUUGACUAAUGAUCCCGCUUUAAUGUCGAUAUGAAAUCAAAAUUGACCCUCUUGAUAUACAGUACAUUUAGUCUUAUUGUGCAAGGUUAGUCAGUGCAUGUUAUUCCUAAGAAAAAUAAAAUGUCUUAAUAAUGUUUCUUCAGAAUGCAAUAACUUGCUCUGCCUCUGAAAUGAAUUUCCUUUUUCCAUUGAUGUCAUCUAGGACAUGUGGGCUAUUGGUUUAUGUUAACCAAUAACAAAAUACCUGUUCAGGCAUAGUUUGAAGCAAAGUCUCGUUCAGGUCUGGCUUCAUGCUUCACUUUUUGUGAUGCAAUCCUUUUCAUAUGGAUUGGCCUAAACUCUACAUUUGUAUCUCAAAUGUCUUAUUGCAAUCAGAAAUAUGUCACAUUAUGGAAAUAAAAUGUUGCAAAUGUUGUAUCAUGUUAACUUUAAACAUUCUUUUAUUUAGAUGUCUUUAGUAAUUUAAUGCUUUUAGUAUUUGCUGUUUGUUGAUUUAUUUGCUUUGAUUGUCUUAGAUCUUUAUUAUGGUGAUAACAUUUCAAAUGAUUAAAGGGGAUAUUUCAAGGGGGCAAAAACUAAGCAGAAUGGAGCCUAUUUAUUUCAUGUUGAUGGUAAUGGCUCACUCAAUUGCAUUUCAGAUGUUUAUAAUUGAAUUUUGUGGUUUGUUGAUUAAAUUUGUCUGUAAAUGGCCAGAUUUGUGGUGCGUACUCUGCAUACCUUGUCUCUCAGUCUUACAAAUAUACUGUAGCAAUAUGGUGCUUUUCCCUUGUCUUGUGUUCCUUAGAUUAUUAUUUUUUUUUUUUCCCCAUCAUGGUUUCCAUAGUUGUGUAGAUGUACCAUUCACAUUUUAUUCUCCCCAUUAAGAAAAGAAAAAAGGCUUAUAACUGGAAUAAUUUUAUUUUCUGAAUUUGUAAACUGAUGUAUAUUUUAAAACAAAUAAAACUAUUUUAAAAGUAUUCCGUUUGAGCUGUACACCAAGUGUACUUUGAUUAGCUCAAGGUACCACUAUUAUGGAAUGAUGUGUGGUGUUCUUUUGAUGCGUAAUAUGAUGUAAGAGUGCCCACUGCUGGUGAAAAGGUAUGAGACCGGCACUUCUGUGGAGUCGGAUGGCUUCGAGCACCUAGCAACAAUUGACCAACCGUCAUACAUUGUAAUUGUCAAAACUAAUGUAAGCACUAAUUAGGCUCAGUAGAGCAGAUCAACAGAACUGUCUAUGUUUUAUAUGACAGUUUCCUGCAUGAUUGCAUUUUCUAACACCCUCAGACUUUUUAAAGGGGUCAUAUCAUAUGUUUCCAAAGGCCACUUGUAAUGUCCGUCAGAAACAUAAGUGGCAGAAAGCAGUAUUUAUGACCUUUUUUUUGCUGCUGCUGUGCCUUUAAGAAAUAGUUUGCCCUCAAAUCAUAAAAUAUUCUCUCAUUUACUUGCAGUCAUGCUAUGCCAGAUAUGUAUGAAUUUCUUCUGCAGAACACAAAGAAUAUCUCAGCUCUGUAGGCUCAUACAACACAAGUGAAUGGUGACCAGAACUUUGAAGCUCCAAAAAGCACAAAUGCAGCAUAAAUGUAAUCCAACAGACUCCAGUGGUUUAAUCCAUAUCUUCUGAAGCGAUCCAAUUGAUUUUGAGUGAGAACAGACCAAAAUAUAACUUCACAUUUUUCACUGUACAUAUUAUCAUUGCAGUCUCUAGGCAUGAUCAUGAUUUCAAGCUCGAUUUGACUUCCUAGUGCUUAACACAUGCACACGGUGCUAGGAAAUGUAAUCGAGCUUGAGAUACUCUUCUAUAAAUCUUUGUUUGUGUUCAGCAGAAGACAGAAAGUCACACACAUCUGGGAUGGCAUGUGGGUGAGGAAAUGAUAUGAGAAUUUUCUGUUUUGGGUGAAACUAUCCCUUUAAGACUAAUGUAUAAACGCCGCGUGACAAUGUUUACAGGUUGCCGGUUUGCAUUUUGGGUACAUUAUAGUUGCCAAGGAGUUAAGUUUGGCAUGCUUGACUACAAAAACAAAAAAAAAAGCAUUUUGAUGGCCAUUCAAAAGUUGUGUGUGUUUUGUUUUUUACAUCGGAGUGCUCUUCGGUCAUAAUUUACUCACCCUCAUGUCAUUCCCAUUCUUAAGACUUUCUUUUGUUAUGCAGAACACAAAAGGAGUACAAGGCUUUU